CCAUCCCCUGCCCUCUCUCCCCCUCCAUUAAAAACAGAAUUUCCCCCCUCUCCCUCUCCCUCUCCCUCUCCCUCUCUCUUCUGCUUCUGAGCUUCUCCUUCCUCACCUCACCACCGCCCACCUCCUUCCAUUCGUACUUUCUCUUCUGCUCCACAGCACUGACAGCAGGCGCAAACCCAUUACUUUAAAGAAGAAGAAAAACCAGAGGACUCGGGUCGACUCCGGUCGGGAGGCUCUGUUCCCACACCCUCCGUGUCGUCCACCACAACAACACCAUGGCCAAGGAAAGGGAGAAAUCAGCAGCCGGCGGCGAGAAGAAGCUGUUUAUGGGAGUCGUAUGGAACUGCGCCGCCGAGCUCAAGCUCCUUUUGACCGCUCUCCUCAUCCUCUGCUCCGUCGCCACCCUCCUCCAGUUCCUCCCUUCCCGCUUCACCAUCUCCACCUCCGAUCUGCGCUUCUGCAUCUCCCGAAUCACCACCACCACCACCACUAUCUCCACCACCACCGCCGCCGACGCCGCCGCCCUCGCCGCUCUCAACUCCUCCUCCUCCUCCGCCGCCCACACCGCCUCGCAUCUCGUCGUUCCGCCGCCUCCACUUCCUUCGUCUCCCCCCGCCGUCGAAAAGGACAAGGUGCUCGAGAACGGCGUAAUCAAGCGCGUGUUCAACCCGUACGGCUCCGCCGCCUACAAUUUCAUCACAAUGGGGACUUACAGAGGCGGGCUCAACACCUUCGCCAUUAACGGUCUCGCUUCCAAGCCUCUCCACCUCUACUCCAAACCCACUUACCAAUGCGAGUGGGUCCCCGAACCGUCGUCGAAUUCCAAUUCCUCCGCCGCUCCUCCUCCUCCGAUAACCACCGUCGGUUACAAGAUGCUUCCCGAUUGGGGGUACGGCCGGGUCUACACCGUCGUCAUCGUGAACUGUACUUUCUCCGAGCCAAUCAACACCGACAAUUCCGGAGGCAAGCUCUACCUCCUCGCCUCCACAUCCGGCGGCGGCGACACCAAAUUCAACACCACCGACCGAAUCCAGGUCCUGGAGGAGCCGAAAGGGAGCGUCGAUUUUGGGGUUUUCACCUCCAAGCCCAAGUACGACUACCUCUACUGCGGGUCGUCGCUGUACGGCAACCUGAGCCCGCAGAGGGUGAGGGAGUGGAUUGCCUACCACGUGAGGCUGUUCGGGGAGAGAUCUCACUUCGUCAUUCACGACGCCGGCGGCGUCUACGACGAGGUGUUCGAGGUUCUGAAGCCGUGGAUGGACCUGGGCUACGUGACGCUGCAGGACAUUAGGGACCAGGAGAGGUUCGAUGGGUACUACCACAACCAGUUCAUGGUGGUGAACGAUUGCCUUCACCGCUACAAGUUCAUGGCUAAGUGGAUGUUCUUCUUCGAUGUCGACGAGUUCAUCUACGUCCCGCCUAAAAGCACCAUCAAAACUACUCUGGAUUCGCUUUCCGAGUACAACCAGUUCACCAUUGAACAGAUGCCCAUGAACAGCAAGCUCUGCCUCACCGCCGACUAUGGCAGAUACUACAGGAAAUGGGGGAUGGAGAAGCUGGUGUACAAGGACGUGAAGAAAGGGAUAAGGAGGGACCGGAAGUACGCGAUCCAGCCGAGGAAUGUGUACGCGACGGGGGUGCACAUGUCGCAGAACCUGGUGGGGAAGACGAACCACAAGACGGAAGGGAAGAUCAAGUACUACCAUUACCACGGCUCGAUCGCGCAGAGGAGGGAGCCGUGCAAGACGCUGCUGAACGUGAGCGAAACUUACUUCGACAAGACGCCAUACGAGCUGGACACGACGAUGAGGGACAUUGCCUGGGCGGUCAAGAAGUUCGAGCUCAAAAUGAUUGGCACCAGGCUGCAGAACACGCGGCAGUGAUCCCGCCAUCUCCGCCGGUCGGUCCAGACAUUAAAAAAAAAAUUAACCGGGCGGCGAAAAGAGAAAGAAAAAAUUGUUUUCAUUUUUGUCAUUAUGAUUUCUCUUUUUUUUUUUUUUAUAAAUUAGGUUCCCUUCCUCUUCUCUUCUUUCUCUCGAUUUAAUUUCCUUUUUGUUUAAUAUGCCUACUCCCCUUCCUUGGGUUCUUCUUUUCUUUAUUUUUGUGGUAUAUUAUUUUAUAGAACUUACAGGAGGAUUCAUAUAUAAAUUAGGGGGAGUUUCUUCUCUUCUUCUUGUUCUUCUGCCUCCUUUUUCUUUUUCUUGGUUUGUAUAAAGGAAUUGAUGAAUAAUUUAACUCAAUUAGUGGAAUGGAGUACAGGUAGAUGGGUGUCGUUUUUCGCCAUUCCUUUCUAAGAUUCUGAUGCUGCAUAUUUUUUAUUAUUAUAUAAUAUAUAUAGCUUUUUUUUUUUUUUUUAAUGGUAGCUUACUAGCUUGGCCAUCGAGCUUUUGUUGUUCAUCUCGGGGCUCCAUUACCAAAU
Linum tenue is the source of this 2419-nucleotide messenger RNA. The record is from the annotation of a GenBank genome assembly. NCBI's taxonomy places the organism in Eukaryota, Viridiplantae, Streptophyta, Magnoliopsida, Malpighiales, Linaceae.